AAUAAAAGACUAAUAUAUGUGUUCUUCUUUGUGUAAUUGGUGAUGGUUGGAUCAAAUGGCAGAAGGCAAGUACGUAACGCUGAGGAAGGAACGAGCGCCUCUUGAAGAUAUCACCCCUGGCGAACUCAAUCAAGCCGCACAAGUUCCUCAGCUGAUAGCUAACAGAUGCAUGCAAUGCGGGCAACCUCUACCUGCAAGCUAUGAGCCACCGGCUGAUGAAGACUGGACAACUGGGAUUUGUGGCUGUGCUGAAGAUCCUGAAAGUUGCUGGACUGGACUAUUUUGUCCAUGCGUGUUGUUUGGGCAUAACAUGGCAACAUCGAAGGAUGAUAUUGAUUGGUACCAUGCCUGCCUUUGCCAUGCUGUGUGUAUUGAAGGUGGAAUGGCAAUUGCAGCAGCAACUCUACUCUGCCCUGGUUUUUAUCCUAGGAUGUCAUUUCUCAUUUGUGAGUGCCUGUUUUUUGCCUGGUGGAUGUGUGGUAUCUAUAAUGGCAUGUGUCGAGAAUCACUGCAGAGGAAAUAUCAUCUCAAGAACUCACCGUGUGAUCCCUGCAUGGUUCACUGCUGCAUGCAUUGGUGUGCCUUAUGUCAGGAACACAGAGAAAUGAAGAACCAUUUAUCUGAUAAUGCUGAUAUGCAGAUGACUGUUGUCAACCCUCCUCCUGCUCAAGAGAUGAGCACUGGUGAGAAUCAGGAGUCAGCAUCAGCCGCGGUAGUAUCUGCACCAUCCUCCGGAAAUGAUGAUCAAAGAAAGUUGGAGACACAGCCAGUGUAGGAUUCAUGACCAUCCAAAGUUUUUCUUUCUUUUCACCUCUGUUGCUUCCAAAAUGGAGUAACUUAUUCAGGAUGUUCAAAUGGCUUCUAGUUUUAAGGUGCCAAUUUAGCUUGUGUUUCGAGUGAAGUUAUUUUGCUAUUUCAAUUAAAGCUUCAAUCUUUGAAGUCUCAACGAGAUGUACAAAAAAAAUUUGUCUUAUUUUUUUGAAAUAACAAGUUAUUAUUAUU
Molecule: messenger RNA, 1002 nt
Organism: Rubroshorea leprosula
Lineage: Eukaryota; Viridiplantae; Streptophyta; Magnoliopsida; Malvales; Dipterocarpaceae
Source: the annotation of a GenBank genome assembly